Molecule: messenger RNA, 1032 nt
Organism: Chlorella variabilis
Lineage: Eukaryota; Viridiplantae; Chlorophyta; Trebouxiophyceae; Chlorellales; Chlorellaceae
Exons: 11
Coding region: 1-1032 (343 amino acids)
Source: RefSeq, a predicted model, not a curated record
AUGCCGUCGGCGGCGCCACGUGGCGCCGCCGCUGAUCCAGAUCGCCUGGCCACGGCAGUGAGGGCGCAGACGGAGCAGAAGGGCGAGCAGAAGGGGGACACGGACAAGCGGGCGGGGCGCAGCACCUACAGGCCCACGACCUACACCGAGCUGGUGGACGAUGCGGUGGCGGCAGUAGCGGUGGCUGUGGAGGAUGGGCUCAACCGGCUGGAGGUGGAGUUCCCCGCAGUCAGCAAUGUGGACGGCUACAAGGGCUCCUCAGACUUAUACAUCGAUGCCAACAUCCAGCUGGCGCUGGCGGCGUCGCGCAAGCUGGCAGAGGUUACGGGCAAGCGGGUGCACCUGCUGCUGCCAGACGAGACCGAGUACUCUCGCGCAGCGGAGAUGUUCAAGGCGGCACUGGCUGCCUCGGACAACGUCAGCAUGGGCCACUUCCGGGAGGGGCGCCCCUCCCUGGCCUCCACCUUUGGCAACAUCCUGUUCAUGGGCGUGGGCGGGCGCGAGGUGGAUGGUCCGCAGGCGGCUGCGCAGCGUGCCGACAUCUUCAUCGCCAUUAACGCCUCCACCGUGGAGCUGGCUGACCUGGAAGCGUACUGCGAGGAGACUGCCAAGGAGCGGGUGGUGGUGGCCUGGAACAUGGAGCUGGACACGUUGCGCUCAGACCUGGGCCUGCUGGGCUUCCCCCCAAAGGACCUGCAGCACCGCUUCCUGUGCACCUUCAAGCCCGUCUUCUACAUCCGCCAGCGCGACUACUCCAAGGCAAGCCCACCCACCCCCGCACCGCUCCUGCCCUUGCCAGCUGUGAGCGUGGCGGUGGCUCCCUUCAUCAUUAACUACUCGGGGGCGCUGUCCGGGAAGGACGACAAGCGGCGGUACAACCUGGGCGAAUUCAAGGAGGAGCUGAUGAAUGCCAUGGGGCUCAACACAGAGUCAGAGGGCUCGGCCAUGGCCUUCCUGCGGCGGGGCUACAAGACGUCCACAUGGUGGGAGGAUGACGAGGACAAGGAGCAGUCCAAGGCGUGGCGCUCAUAA